Messenger RNA from Sceloporus undulatus (fence lizard), 2985 nucleotides. RefSeq names its product hepatic and glial cell adhesion molecule (gene HEPACAM). The record is from RefSeq and is a predicted model, not a curated record. The transcript has 7 exons. NCBI's taxonomy places the organism in Eukaryota, Metazoa, Chordata, Lepidosauria, Squamata, Phrynosomatidae. Bases 389 to 1645 code for a protein of 418 amino acids.
CUUGGAACUGUGAGAGAGUCUACAGACAAGUGCUUUGGUAUUCCAAGACUCCUUUUUCCAAGGAGCCUAAAAUCAGGGCUUUGUGGCAAGGUUGCCUUGGAAAGUUUGGAAAUAUUGUGUGAGUGUUAUUGUUUCUUCAGAUAUAAUCCCUUGACACUGAGGAUGCAGGGCUCAUGAAACCAGAAAACAUCAGGUCUGACCGAAAGAGAAGAAAAGGAAAGAAAAAAAGCAGCAACACCCCACGACAACACACAGUGCUCUGUCUAUUGAAAGAGGACUUGGCAGAGUUCAGUGGUGGCAGAGCAACUCCAAGCGGUACUAAGGGACGUGCCCAGAGUGGACAAAUCAUGCUAAUUGUGUGCAAGAAGUAUCUAAAACUAAACCCAAAAUGAAGAGAGAAAGCAAAGUCUUGUCCAGAGUUCUCAGUAUUCCGGGUUUCGUGCACGUAGCUUGCCUCCUCAUAAUCUACUAUACAGAGUUGCUUGAAGGAGUCAAUAUCACCAGCCCGGUGUUGUUAAUUCAUGGUACAGUUGGCAAGCCUGCCCUUCUAUCCGUCAGAUACACCAGCACCAGCCGUGACAAACCUGUGAUCAAAUGGCAAGUGAAGCGUGACAAGGCUGUGACUGUGGUGCAGUCCAUUGGUACUGGGAUCAUUGGAAACCUGCGCCCAGAAUACAAGGAUCGGAUUAAAAUAUUUGAGAAUGGCUCCUUGUUGAUCCAUGAGUUGCAGUUAUCUGAUGAGGGAACAUACGAAGUGGAGAUCUCCAUCACAGAUGACACUUUUACAGGGGAGAUGAACAUUAACCUUACAGUGGAUGUUCCAGUGUCCAAGCCUCACGUUGCCCUGGCCUCCUCCACUGUUCUGGAACUCAGUGAAUAUUUCACUCUGAACUGCACCCACGAGAAUGGCACGAAGCCCACCUACACAUGGCUGAAGGAUAACAAACCCCUUAGCAAUGAUUCCCGGCUGAUCCUCUCUCAUGACCAGAAGGUGCUGACUUUCACCAGAGUCCUCAUGUCCGAUGAUGACACAUACAGUUGUCUGGUUGAAAACCCCAUCAGCCAUGGGCGCAGCAUCCCUGUAAAACUGACAGUAUACAGGAGGAGCUCCCUCUAUAUAAUCCUCUCCACGGGAGGCAUUUUCCUUCUAGUUACCUUAGUGACUGUCUGUGCCUGUUGGAAGCCAUCAAAGAAGAACAAAAGGGAAAUGGAGAAACAAAGCUCCUUGGAAUAUGUGGACCAGAACGAAGAACAUUUAAAACAUGAUGUAGAAAUUAUCCCUCGAAGUGGAGAACAUGAACGCAAGAAUCCAGUUGCUUUGUACAUCUUGAAAGACAAGGACUCUCCAGAAGCUGAAGAGGAACCCCUUCCUGAUUCCCAAAAUGUGGCUGAAACCUCCCCACCCAGCUAUUCGUGCUCUCCGCCUCCUCCUGGAAGGUCACCCGGACUGCCCAUUCGGUCUGUGCGUAGAUACCACCGCUCCCCAGUCAGGUCUCCAGUCAGCUCCAGAACACACAUAUCCCCUACCAGGUCCCCCAGCUCUCCAGGAUGUACCCCAAACACCACACGCAUGGUGCGGACUGCGGGAGUUCAUAUCAUCCGGGAGCAGCAGGGGGAAGGGAGCACUGUGGAAAUCAAUGCCUGAAAGUCAUUGGCAGUGUGUGCAUAACUAUGUUUAUGUCUGUGUAUGUAGCGAGGAAGCCUCGCUGUGCCUGCGAAUGUCUUUGGGGGUUGGCCUUGGGCAUUUUUGCACACACAAAUGGGUGUUUCCAAUUAUAGGAGGAUACCUGGGCUCUGCUUGUAGAGAAAAAGUGGGAAUCACACAGCGUUCCACUGGCUGGAUGGACCCGCUUUACAAGGUUUACAGUAGAUUCAUUGCUCUUGCUUCCCUAUGUUGUUUAAAGGCACUAACCUGCUAUUUGUUGUAACAUCCAAGGAGUAGCACACAGGUGUUAUUAAAUCUUUUGCUUUUGAGAAUGAGGUCCCCCUAAUUCCCAUAAAACCUUGUGUUUCUAUCCAACCCCUUUGAGACCUUUGUGGGUAUCAGUCAUGGGGGGGAGAAUGGACCCAAUGGGAAUUUAUCUACAAGUCAAAUGUCUCAAAGCAUACUAGUGGACUUCAAUGUUGUCAAGUGAAUCAUAAAUAUCAACCUCUUUUUAAUUAUUAGGAUAUCUUAGAAGUCUUUGAAUAUUGUUACAUCCAGAGUGAUUAAAACUGCCACAUCCAGAGUGUUUAAAAAGACCAGAAAGUCCCAGAAUUUGUCCCUGUUCUGAGAUGCAGAACUACAUACUACAAAGAGGAGCUGGAGUAUCUUUCUUUGCAAGCAUGGAGUGGGGGACAUAGCUUAGUAGGCAGAGUACAUCCUGUAUAUGCAUAAUGUCACAGAUCUGGUCCCUCACAUCUUGAUGUAUGAAAGCAGUUCUUGAAUCAGAGAUAGAGUCUAGGGUGCAGGAGACUCACUGUCAGGCAGAGAAGAUAUUGUGGAGAACUUGUGGUCUUCCAGGCAUUUUUGGACUCCAACUUCCAUAUUCCCAAGACAACACAAACUGUCUGAUAAGGAUGAGCACUGUAGUCUGGCUAUAUAUAGAGAAACUAAGGGAAGCCACAGGUUUCUCAAGUUUGGAGUGGACAGUGCUCAGCUAAAUGGGUCAAUGGUUUAAGGUGUUUUUGUGUCCACAUAAACCUAGCAAUGGGCAGUUCUUGUGGGCAGCUAUUUGCUAGUUUCAUUUGAUGUCUGUAUUGAAGAGGAAGGGGCUAAAUGACUUGCAUUCCUUUGUGUUCAUAAGCCAACAUAGAAAUCAAAGAUAAGUUUGACCAUGAAGUAGGGCUACACAGGGCCAGAGCAAUUCUCUUUCUACCUACCCUGCAAGAAGUGUCAGGGUACAGAGACCAAGCUUGAAUGAAAGACCAAGCUGAUCCAUGCUUUUCAGUAUUUGUCAAAUGAACAUAAUUUAUAUAUUGCAUUAAACCUUAGUGAUGAAUGUG